Messenger RNA from Paramecium octaurelia, 1126 nucleotides. The record is from the annotation of a GenBank genome assembly. Lineage: Eukaryota; Ciliophora; Oligohymenophorea; Peniculida; Parameciidae.
AUGAUAGUUGUCUUGGAUGAUUCAAAUGAUAAUUGCUUACUUAUCUACAAUAUUAAAAAUUAAGGAAAAAAAUCGCUAAUAAAGAUUAUAAAAUUACAUAAAGAGUAAAUAGCGUAUAAUUUUAUAGAAAAUUAAGACAUUAUAAUUUAUAUUAAGGAUGGGAAAAUUAGAUUUAAUAAGAUCUAGGAAAUUAACAUUAAGCUAAACUAUUUGGAUUUAAUAAAAAAUAAGAUGGAUUUUUACACAAUCAAAAAUUUAAAUGUCAAAUUCGCAUCUUCAAUUAAAAGUCUUAAUCAAUAUAUAUGCAUGCCUUUAAAAAUACUUCAUCUAAAUACUAUUUAAACCUUAGCAAUUAUCAAUAAUCAAGUCUAAUUGGUCAAAUAAAAUGGAUACUUGAAUCUUAGCAACAUUUACGGUAGAAUAGAUAAAAUUGAGUUGAUCCAUAAUAAUAGCAUUAUUGAAAUUAAUCCAGUAAAUUAUACAUGGAAUAGAAUAGAGUGCAUUUUUUAUAAUAAUGAUGUCUGCUAGAUUAGUGAAGAAAGAUUUAUGAUCAAUUUUUUUACAAUGGGACAAAAUAUUUAUACAUAAUAAUUCAUUUAAAAUGUUUAAUCAGCAAUUUAUGAUAAAAAAUAAUCUAAAUAUAUUUUGAUAUGCUUUUCUAAGGUUACAUAUACUGUAACGUAUUUUGAAUUAUAUCUCAAGUUUACUGAAACUAAAAAUGCUAAACUAACUAAAAUCGAGAAAUUGGAAUAGACUUUUGAGUUUCAUUAUGGGGAUUGUAAUUUUAUUUAAUAUUCUUUUAGUUGGUACUUAUGAUAAAUCCUAUUACUUUUUCGAUUUAAUGAUUUUUUCAAAUCAGGGUAAAUAAAAUCUAAUUUUAUAAAAAAAUAACAAUGCUUUGAUUAGAUUAAAAGAAAUAGAAAAAGAAAUUCAGUAAUAAAUUCUUGAUUGUUAUUAAUUGGAUGAAACAACUUAUAUGUUUGCAUAAAUUAAUUAGCAUCAAGAACUAGAGUUUUUUUUAAUUCAAAUUAAUAUUAUUGAAAAUAUUCCAAAUCAAACUAAAGUCAAUAAUUUUAAUAAAAUUCUGAAUUCAAAUUUUCUGUAUUCUAUUUAAAUAAGCUUUUGA